AUGCCCACUCCUAUGCUUUCUAUCUUUAAACGUCGGCUUUUCUCUGUCUUUCUCUUUUUCUUCUUUCCUUUUUUUCUUUCUCUCUUUCAUUCUUUUUUUUUCUUUCUCUCUCUUUUCCUCAUUCUCUUUCUUUCACCUUUUCUUUAUUCUCUUUCUUUCUUUCAUUCUUUCUCUCUUUAUUCCCUCUUUAUUUCUCUCUUUCUUAUCCACUUUCCACUAAUCAUAUUUUUUUUAAUUUCUAAAUUUUUUUCUCUGUUUAUUGAUAAUAUUCCCGACUGCCUUAAAUCUCCUAAUUUCUUUCUUUGUUCCUCUUCCCACGCCUCCUGCCUUUCGCGCCCUUUCGUCCUUCCACCCAUCCAUCAAAUAUGUCUUCCCUUCUUUUCUCCCUACAUCCACUCUUCCUUCCUUCUUUCCUUCCUCGUCCUAAUCCAACUAUCCUAUCGAUCCUGCAACUUCCAGAGAAACUUACCCAUACUCCCAUUCCUCGAUUACGAGUUAGUUUUAUCGUUUCCGUCCGGUUUAGAGGUCUCCGACUAUGACCUCUCUCCAUCCACCAAUCAGUGCAAAGCCGAAGGAUCACGUGACACCACUGCAUUGCUGUGGGACUGGCCAAUCAAAUGCCGUUUUAUGCAUGGCUAG
This is a messenger RNA of Acanthosepion pharaonis, 639 nucleotides long. The record is from the annotation of a GenBank genome assembly. NCBI's taxonomy places the organism in Eukaryota, Metazoa, Mollusca, Cephalopoda, Sepiida, Sepiidae.